AUGCGCUUCACACUCGCUACCAUCGCUUUCUACGCGACAUACGUCCUGGCUCAGACCGGACAGAAUGCCAUCUCAAUCCCACAGGGUCAGUCAACGCUUGACAUCACAGCCGGCCAGCAGACCACGAUUCAAUGGACUGCGCCAUCAGCUGGUGACGUGACCAUUCUUCUGCAAUACGCUGGCAACGACCAGCUCGCCGACAGCGGCAUCACACUUGCUUCCGGCAUCCCAGCCUCGGCCCAAGAAGCCUCCUUCACCAUCCCCGCCGACGCCGUCACCUCCGGCACAGAUUACACAAUAGUCAUCGUCGACGAUACCACGCCCAUAAACCGCAACUACGCACCCGCUUUCACUGUCGCAGGCGCCGAUGGCACUGCCUCGCUCCCUACCGGCGGCGCGACCGCGACCUCCGGCUCUGCAUCCACUCGCACAGGCUCCGCCACGACCGACAGCACUGAUGCAACCAUCACCAGCGCCACAAGCUCAGACAGCUCAAGCGAGACCAGCAACGCCACAUCAUCGCGAUCGUCCGCCAGUCGCACAUCCAGCAGCAGUGCCAGCUCGACUGCGAGUGCAACGGAGGCGCCAAGCUCGAAUAAUGGUGCCGGUUCGCUGACCGUGGCUGGCGGCCUUGCGGGCUUUGCUGCGGCGGUCGCUGCGCUUCUGUAA
This is a messenger RNA of Cyphellophora attinorum, 669 nucleotides long. RefSeq lists its product as uncharacterized. The record is from RefSeq and is a predicted model, not a curated record. NCBI's taxonomy places the organism in Eukaryota, Fungi, Ascomycota, Eurotiomycetes, Chaetothyriales, Cyphellophoraceae. The coding region runs from base 1 to 669 and encodes 222 amino acids. The transcript is spliced from 2 exons.